GGAGAAGAAAUAGAAACAAGGUAGAGGAGUGUGAACCGCAGAGCGAGAUAGUUAACGUGCAGUCUUUAAAGUAAAACUAUUUACUUUAAGUAUUCAAUAUUAUGUAUACUAAAUAGCUAAGGAAGAACAUUAUUCAAAGGACGCGUUUUUGAAUUUACGUCAGUGCCCACAAACGUGCACUGCGAAGGAUGCAGACUCUGCUCAUGUUCGGCUGACGUGAGGAUGACAUCAUACUCGACGGGAGAGGCCCUGUGGUAAUUUAUUUAACAUUUGACCAUUUCCCGCUGUUGAGUUCAACAAAUAGACCAUUUUAGAAGUUGCAGGGUCGCUACUCAAAGUAGCAACCGUAGGUAGCUGUGCGCGAGGCUGUCCGACGUCGCCAUCUUUAGCACAGCGACCAGCGUCACUAGUACAAAAUCCCGAUCGGUACACGCAUGCGCGAAGAUUGUCACUUCUUGGACUUGCAAUAUUUAACGACGGGGCUUUUGCGACGUCACGCUCUCUGGUAUUUGAAUGUAUUGUAUAAAGAAAAAAGAAUAUAAAAAUGAGCAAGGGGUAGAUUUAAAAAACACUUCCACACUGCUGCUAUUGUAAAGAAUGACGCAUGGGGGCGCUACUGACUCCCACCCCAUAGUUUAUUUUCUUAAAUGUUGAUUUUUUUUUUAAACGAGGCAUUUACUAUAACUCAAAUAUUUAUCUGCAUCCUUAAAAACAUAAACGUUUAAAUUGUAAAUAUUUAAUGUAAAAAAAGUCUUAAACAAAUGUUUUGUUUGCAAUUUAAGGCUGCUGAAUAUGCAUCCAUCCGGUUUCAAAACACUGUAUUUUUUUAGAUAACGCUUGUUUUGUCUGUUAUCUUUUAUAUGGCAUUGUUAGUAAUACAAAGAUCACAAAAAACAUGGUAACUGUAACGGCGGACACAAACAUAACUUUUGAUUGAUUGAUUGAAACUUUUAUUUGUAGAUUGCACAGUACAGUACGUAUUCCGUACAAUUGACCACUAAAUGGUAACACCCGAAUAAGUUUUUCAACUUGUUUAAGUCGGGGUCCACGCAAAUCAAUUCAUGGUAACUGCCAGAGUGGUGUAUAAAGAGAGUAUGGCCAACUAAACAUGAGGCGCCAUGUUUGCUACCAAGGACGUGUGCUGUCGUUUUGACGUUAGUUUUUCUGACGAAACAAACCAAAAUAAUGUCUGUCUAUAGUUCUAAACAUACACCAGCUCAUAAACUUACAGUAAAACAUGUUUUUAUUUCGUGAAUUUUGUUGCUACAUUCCUGCAGGGUUAGGUGACCAGCAGGCACUGCAACACACAUUUUAUUACCCACUGUAUUUACAAUCAGAAUCAGAAAUAUUUUAUUAAUCCCCGAGAGGAAAUUAAGAUUCUUUAUAAAGUAUAAAAUAUAGCGGCUGAAGUUCCUGCGCUGUAGGCGCCAAUGCGGCGUCUAUUCAUGUAUGAUGUCUAUGGUGACAACCACAGUAGGCCUCUGACGUUGUCAUUGCUUGAUGGCGACAAAGCCAGACCUUUGCUACAAUAAAAUAAAAACGUUAUUUAGCCCUCGCUUGCGAAACUUUGUUUUGUUGAUUGUUGUGUGUAGUCUGAAAAGAGAAAAAAGCAGUUAAGUUACGUGUAGAAUAUAGUAGUGGGCAAUGCAUGCUAGGCUAGCUAAAAUGACCUAGCCAGGGAAGCUGAAGUAGUGCAGGCGUACAAUACUGUGUUUAAAAUUAUGCUUAUAAAUAACAAAAGUCAACCAUUCCACAUUCUAAAAGGAGCAGCAGUGGAACGUUCAGACAGUAUUUGAUCACGUGACAACGGCACUUAAUGGUAAAUUCUACCGCUGUCAUUACGCUAGACGUCUAGCUCACAUGAGGGAGCCGCAUUCCCGCCACUGACUGAGCCGUGAUUGGCCGGGGAGAAGAUGUUGGGUCUUCCACCAGAGCUCUGGGUGUCCGUGUUCGGUUACCUGAGCACGGAGGAAAAGCACGCCGUUCGUUGCUGCUGCAGGGCCUUCAAAAAGCUGGUCGACCACCCGUACCUGUGGAGGAGGUACACGGUGGUGCUGAGGGACCUCGACCGCUACACCUUUGGCUUCUGGGAAACUCUGCACCAGCGCAAGCUGACCCGGGUGGCCGUGCGUCACCUUCGACGGAAAGAAUGGCAGCGGCUUGUCAAGUUCCUCCCGGCGCUCACCGCCAUCGUGUUCGUGGGCGGAGGGCAUGUGUACAAGCAGAAGUACCUGCACCCCCUGAUGCAGUUCCCAAACAUCAGAGACUUGGGCGUACGGGACACCACCUGGACGGAGCCUGUGCUGGGCACCAGCCUGAUCGCCCACUUGAGGGAUCGGCUGACACACAUGAGCGUGUGCAACGUCAGCCUGACGUGCACCGUCUCCUUCAUUCAGGCCGUGUCGCAGCUCAGCAACCUGCGGUACCUGCUCUUCCACCAACAGGGCUACGACCUGGACGAGGUUCGUCCUGUGCCCCUGGAAGACUUCCACCACAUGAUGAUGCACCUGAAGAAGCUCAAACACCUCUCAUGGGGAAUGAGGGGCAAGCCGCAGGAUCCUCUGCCUGACAACUGGCCGAGCCCACCAGAUCCUCGGCACCCAGGAUCUCAGUACAGCGGCCCAGCUCUGACCACCUUGGAGCUGGAGGUCUACCCCGAGACCAUCCUGCCCGAGACAGCCCUGUGGAACUUGACCUCACUCAAGUCACUGACUGUGCGCUACAGAUACUUUCAAGAUGGCGUGGAUUGUCGCCUAAACUCCUGGCUGAGACCCCUCAAGAACUUGGAGUCUCUCAGCAUCAUCGGCCCGAACUCUCUGGCCGUCUACACGACCACCAUUCCCGCCAGCGUGACUAGCCUGACGCUGCGUGUGGCCAUCACUCUCAAGGACUUGGACUCCAUCGCUCCAAAAGGCCUGUCUCUGGAGCACCUGGACAUUGGGCAGAACCGCUCCAACGGCAGCCUGUGUCGCUGCAUCCCCACGUUGUUCCCUCAACUCAGGACGCUGCGCAUAAGGUUCUUCCAUCGGGAGCCGGAGAAGGACUUGCUGAACCUUCACCGCCUGCGGCACUUGGAGCGCCUGGAGCUGCUGGUGGAGCGCUCCUUAAUCCUGAGGGGCUACCUGAACGGACACCCGUGGCCUGGCCCCUCCGUGCAAGAGCUCAUCAACCAGCUGCGGGGGAUGUCGGCCAAUAGGAUUACCGUAGUCACCGCCAUGCGCCAGAGAAACCCUCUAAGGGAAUGCAACUGUGUGUGGGAGGGAGACCGAUGAUCCCAGCAGAACUUCGUCUCCAGAUAAAUUUAUAAAUUAAUCUUGCCUUCUUUUAUACUUCCUCCAAAUGAGCCGUUUGGAAUUUGCUAACAUUACUAUGCUAGCAUGUUAACAUUAGUAUGCUAACAACUUUUUUAGCUAUUUUUCUGAAAUGUAUGUAGCCAGGUAGGAAAAAAGGAAUUUUACAAUGUAUUUCCGAGAGGACUCCACUAGGGGUCAGUGUGGCAUCUGGUGUGUUUGCAACUUUGCAAAGGCAUAAGACUGUGAAUAAGUGAGCGUUGGAUGAGAGCCAAGAAAAAGGAAGUUGUGUUUGAACUCGUAGCUUUGGGAGGAACGUGUGUAUACUUUUGUUGUUACUUCGAAGGUCAUUCGGGAGAUUUUGGACAAAUAGGUGUCGACUUGUCCAGGGUGUACCCCGCCUUCCGUCCAAAGGCAGCUGAGAUAGGCUCCAGCACGCACCACGACCCCGAAAGGGACAAACGGUAGAAAAUGUAUCCAUCCAUCUUCUUCCGCUUAUCCAAGGUCGGGUCACGGGGGCAGCAGCCUAAGCAGGGAAGCCCAGACUUCCCUCUCCCCAGCCACUUUGUCCAGCUCCUCCCAGGGGAUCCCGAGGCGUUCCCAGGCCAGCCGGUGGAGAUAGUCUUCCCAACGUGUCCUGGGUCUUCCCCGUGGCCUCCUACCGGUCGGACGUGCCCGAAACACCUCCCUAGGGAGGCGUUCGGGUGGCAUCCUGACCAGAUGCCCGAACCACCUCAUCUGGCUCCUCUCGAUGUGGAGGCGCAGAGGCUUUACUUUGAGCCCCUCCCGGAUGACAGGGCUUCUCACCCUAUCUCUAAGUGAGAGCCCCGCCACCCGGCUGAAGAAACUCAUUUCGGCCGCUUGUACCCGUGAUCUUGUCCUUUCGGUCAUAACCCAAAGCUCAUGACCAUAGGUGAGGAUGGGAACGUAGAUCGAACGGUAAAUUUAGAGCUUUGCCUUCCGGCUCAGCUCCUUCUUCACCAGAACGGAUUGAUACAGCGUCCGCAUUACUGAAGACGCCGCACCGAUCCGCCUGUCAAUCUCACGAUCCGCUCUUCCAUCACUCGUGAACAAUACUCCGAGGUAAUUGAACUCCUCCACUUGGGGCAAGAUCUCCUCCCCAGCCCGGAGAUGGCACUCCACCCUUUUCCGGGCAAGAACCAUGAACUCGGACUUGGAGGUGCUGAUUCCCAUCCCAGUCGCUUCACACUCGGCUGCGAACCGAUCCAGUGAGAGCUGAAGAUCUUGGCCAGAUGAAGCCAUCAGGACCACAUCAUCUGCAAAAAGCAGAGACCUAAUCCUGCAGCCACCAAACCAGAUACCCUCAACGCCCUGACUGUGCCUAGAAAUUCUGUCCAUAAAAGUAUGAACAGAAUCGGUGACAAAGGGCAGCCUUGGCGGAGUCCAACCCUCACUGGAAACGUGUCCGACUUACUGCCGGCAAUGCUGACCAAGCUCUGACACUGAUCAUACAGGGAGCGGACCACCACAAUCAGACAGUCCGUUACCCCAUAAUCUCUGAGCACGCCCCACAGGACUUCCCGGGGUACACGGUCGAAAGCCUUCUCCAAGUCCACAAAGCACAUGUAGACUGGUUGGGCUAACUCCCAUGCACCCUCAAGGACCCUGCCAAGAGUAUAGAGCUGGUCCACAGUUCCACUACCAGGACAAAAACUACACUGUUCCUCCUGAGUCCGAGGUUCGACUAUCCAGCGUAGCCUCCUCUCCACUACACCUGAAUAGACCUUACCGGGAAGGCUGAGGAAAAUGGAUGACUGCCAAAAAAGCCACUGCAGUUAUUUUAUUGAUCUAUUUUCUCUAAAUUACUGCCACAAUGCCAGUUAAACCAAAGUAGCAGAACCCCACUCCUGGUACCAAAAUGUGUUGCUCGACAAAAUCGUUAUCAUUUGGAAUUUGAUGCCUGCAACAUGUUUCAAAAAAGCUGACACAAGUGGCAAAAAAGACUAAGAAAGUUGAGGAAUGCUCACCAAACACUUACUUGGAAUAUCCCACAGGUGAACAGGCUAAUUGGGAACAAGUGGGUGCCAUGAUUGGGUAUAAAAACAGCUUCCACGAAAUGCCCAGUCAUUCACAAACAAGGAUGGGGCGAGGUUCACCACUUUGUGAACAAAUGCGUGAACAACAUUUCUCAACAAGCUAUUGCAAGGAAUUUAGGGAUUUCACCAUCUAUGGUCCGUAAUAUCAAAAGGUUCAGAGAAUCUGGAGAAAUCACUGCACGUAAGCGAUGAUAUUACGGACCUUCGAUCCCUCAGGCGGUACUGCAUCGAAAAGCGACAUCAGUGUGUGAAGGAUAUCACCACAGAACACUUCAGAAAACCACUGUCAGUAACUGUAAUUUGUUGCUACAUCUGGAAGUGCAAGUUAAAACGCACUAUGCAAAGCCAAAGCCAUUUAUCAACAACACCCAGAAACGCCGCUGGCUUCGCUGGGCCCGAGCUCAUCUAAGAUGGACUGAUGCAAAGUGGAAAAGUGUUCUGCGGUCUGACGAGUCCACAUUUCAAAUUGUUUUUGGAAACGUGGACAUCGUGUCCUCCGGAACAAAGAGGAAAAGAACCAUCCGGAUUGUUCUAGGCGCAAAGUUCAAAAGCCAGUAUCUGUGAUGUUAUGGGGGUGUAUUAGUGCCCAAGGCAUGGGUAACUCACAUUUAAUACUGAAAAGUACAUACAGGUUUUGGAGCAACAUAUGUUGCCAUCCAAGCAAUGUUAUCAUGGACGCCCCUGCUUAUUUCAGCAAGACAAUGCCAAGCCACGUGUUACAACACCGUGGCUUCAUAGUGAAAGAGUGCGGGUACUAGACUGGCCUGCCUGUGGUCGAGACCUGUCUCCCAUUGAAAAUGUGUGGCGCAGUAUGAAGCCUAAAAUACGACAACCGAGACCUCCGAACUGUUGAACAACUUAAGCUGUACAUCAAGCAAGAAUGGGAAAUAAUUCUACCUGAAAAGCUUCACAAAUUGGUCUCCUCAGUUCCCAAAAUGUUUACUGGGUGUUGUUAAAAGGAAAGGCCAUGUAACACAGUGGUAAAAAUAUUAAUUAAUAUUUGCAAAAAAAAAUUAAGUUUCUCAGUUCGAACAUUAAAUAUAUUGUCUUUGCAGUCUAUUCAAUUGAAUAUAUGUUGAAAAGGAUUUGCAAAUCAUUGUAUUGUUUUUAUUUACGAUUUACACAACGUGGCAACUUCACUGGUUUUGGGUUAGUACACCCACGUUUCUCCCAAAGCUACGAGUUAACUCAAAUUUACCUCAGAGUAAUACAACUAGUUGACACAUGAAAGCUGUUGGCCUCCUAGUAUGCUAACAUUAAAAUGCUAACUUUUAUAGCCUCUGAAUAUUUUACCUUUCACAUCCUGGCUCCAAUGAUUCAGACUUAUUUUUUUCCAACCACUCAAUUUUUUUUAAAGAACUGUUGUAUUGGAGCGCUUUACUGUAAAGUACUCUUGAAUAAAGUUGGUAAGAUA
Messenger RNA from Nerophis lumbriciformis (worm pipefish), 6761 nucleotides. RefSeq lists its product as uncharacterized. The record is from RefSeq and is a predicted model, not a curated record. Gene Ontology annotation, molecular function: protein binding. NCBI's taxonomy places the organism in Eukaryota, Metazoa, Chordata, Actinopteri, Syngnathiformes, Syngnathidae.